AUGCCCUUCAAUUCCACCACUAUCAGCUCCGUAGGUCUCGAUCGACAUAUCAGGACCGCCGUCGCCGAAUAUGUCUACCCAACCUUCAUCGCGUUGGCCUGGUGCAACGCGAUCGAGCUGAUCGUGCUCUGCUUUAACACCUUUCAACGCUACCGCGGUUCCUACUUCUGGUCGCUUCUCCUUGCUUCCUUCUGUAUCAUCCCGUUUGGCCUCGGCUACAUGCUCAAAUUCUUCAACAUCACCUUCACAAACUACUUUCUUGAGCUGGUCAUCCUCGACCUCGGCUGGUCGGGCAUGGUCACGGGUCAAUCGCUCGUGCUCUGGUCGCGGUUGCAUCUGGUCCUGCACGACAAGCGUGUUCUACGUGGGAUUUUAUGCUUGAUUCUUGUGGAUGGGGCGGUGUUGCAUUCCACCGCCACGGCCCUGGAGAUCGCGGCCAAUGCGCUCCCGCUUUCAAAAGGGGUCGUGGCUGCGUUUGGCGUUAUCGAGCGCAUUCAGCUGGUUAUCUUCUCCUUGCAGGAAAUCCUGCUGUCUUCGCUGUACAUCUACAAGGCCAUACCACUGUUAAAGUUGGAUUCGGAUGGAAGGGCGCACAAACUGCUGGUGCAGCUGAUCAUCAUCAACGUGGUGAUCAUGACGCUGGAUGUCUGCGUGGUCGUCGUGCAGUAUCUGGGGUAUUUCACCUUCCAGGUCACCCUCAAGGCCUUUGUGUAUAGUAUCAAGUUGAAGCUGGAGUAUGUGAUUCUGGGCCGAUUGGUGGAUGUCUCGAAUAUGCGAGCACAGCCGCAGGCUCCACGGUUGAGAUCAUAA
This is a messenger RNA of Aspergillus clavatus NRRL 1, 810 nucleotides long. RefSeq lists its product as uncharacterized. The coding region runs from base 1 to 810 and encodes 269 amino acids. NCBI's taxonomy places the organism in Eukaryota, Fungi, Ascomycota, Eurotiomycetes, Eurotiales, Aspergillaceae. The transcript has a single exon. The record is from RefSeq and is a predicted model, not a curated record.